GUAGUCAUGAGUACAGGGACUACACUCAAAUACUUAAGAGCAAAAAUUAUAGUAAAAACAAACAAACAGUGAAAUCGUUAUUGGACAAAAACAUUGAACUAACGAUGGGCUCGAGAAUCCCAAAUUCCACUGUGUGCAGAAUACCAAAGUUCCACCAAUAUUACACUCAUUCAUUUCUCAUUCAUCUGUUGGCAAAUAUACAUCGCAGGGAAUUCCAGAAAGUGCUUAAUAGAAAAUUGGCACAAGAAUAA
Clunio marinus is the source of this 251-nucleotide messenger RNA. The record is from the annotation of a GenBank genome assembly. NCBI's taxonomy places the organism in Eukaryota, Metazoa, Arthropoda, Insecta, Diptera, Chironomidae.